CUUGCUGAUUUAACCGAGGAAAACAACGUGUUGGUUGAGGAUAAUAAACAGGAACGUGAAUUUUCAACGUUAACAAAGGCAAAGUAUGAUGAACUCAAAGUGAAAUUCGAACAAAGCUCAUCGGCAUUGAUUGAAAAAGGUAAGGAUUGUGUGACGACUCAGCGAAGAAAUCGAGGAAAUCAAAGCAGAUCUAUCAACGAAAUGUGGAAAUAUCACAAGUAUGUUGUGUGUGUUUGGAAGUGA
Molecule: messenger RNA, 243 nt
Organism: Anisakis simplex (herring worm)
Lineage: Eukaryota; Metazoa; Nematoda; Chromadorea; Rhabditida; Anisakidae
Source: the annotation of a GenBank genome assembly